Messenger RNA from Mesorhabditis spiculigera, 294 nucleotides. Lineage: Eukaryota; Metazoa; Nematoda; Chromadorea; Rhabditida; Rhabditidae. The record is from the annotation of a GenBank genome assembly.
AUGACACCUGCCUGGGUGGUCUCCUUCCGUUUCACGGAGCGAAGCGUCGUGCUCAACACCUAUGAUGGCCAUUGGAAGGACGAGGAUCGAGCCGAUUUCAUGCCGAUUGACGAUUGGAGAUUGGUCGACCUCGUGAUCUGGAAGUACAGCUCAAAAAUGCACAUCUUUAUCAACAACUACGAAUUUGCCACGUAUGACAUGAACACGCCGCUGUAUAAAAGUAACACGAUGCGGAUUACAGGGGAUUUAGAGAUCCUUGGCGUGAAAAUGAAUGGUUGGUCGGUGGAAGGAAAC